Drosophila gunungcola (fruit fly) is the source of this 528-nucleotide messenger RNA. RefSeq names its product DNA-directed RNA polymerase I subunit RPA12 (gene RpI12). The transcript has 3 exons. Gene Ontology annotation, cellular component: RNA polymerase I complex. Gene Ontology annotation, molecular function: zinc ion binding; DNA-directed RNA polymerase activity; nucleic acid binding. Gene Ontology annotation, biological process: termination of RNA polymerase I transcription; DNA-templated transcription. The coding region runs from base 72 to 437 and encodes 121 amino acids. The record is from RefSeq and is a predicted model, not a curated record. Lineage: Eukaryota; Metazoa; Arthropoda; Insecta; Diptera; Drosophilidae.
UCACUUUAAAAUCACUUUGUUAGCACGUGCAGUUUAUUAUAUUUUGUUUGGCCGGUUUUAUAUAUAAAAUCAUGGAUACUUUUACCAAUUGCCCGGGUUUCUGCCCCUCCUGCGGCUCCAUUCUGCCUGAGCUGCAAGUCAAGGGCAAUGUGGUUUGCUACAACUGCAGGCAGGAGUUUCGGCCAGAUGUAUACAGCGGCGAGAAGUCGGAGUUUACCAUCCACUUCAAUACCUACGAUCCCAGCAAGGUGUUCAACAGGACUAAACGGGAAUCCGAAUCCUCGGAGGCGGAUGGACCUGUUGUGGAGAGAAAGUGUCCCAAAUGCAACCACGACAAGAUGUCCUACGCCACCCUGCAACUUCGAUCCGCGGAUGAAGGUCAAACGGUGUUCUUCACCUGUCUCAAAUGCAAAUUCAAAGAAUCGGAAAACUCUUAGAUGCUAACAAUACCUGUGUAAAUAGUCUUAUAGCUAGUGAAAAUAAUCAUGUUCGACAGCCUGCAAAAUAUAGAAUGUUUAUAACAAAUCA